Molecule: messenger RNA, 960 nt
Organism: Odontomachus brunneus
Lineage: Eukaryota; Metazoa; Arthropoda; Insecta; Hymenoptera; Formicidae
Product: ribosomal RNA-processing protein 7 homolog A
Exons: 5
Coding region: 127-879 (250 amino acids)
Biological process (GO): ribosomal small subunit assembly; rRNA processing
Cellular component (GO): UTP-C complex; CURI complex
Molecular function (GO): nucleic acid binding
Source: RefSeq, a predicted model, not a curated record
CUGCUAGAAAGAACGCACUAGUGUGUACUUCUUGAACUAGUGCAAGAAGUUCAGCUGGAAAGAACAAACCUCAACUUACCGCAUCGCAGUUCAGUUCAUCGUCGGACGCAGUGUUAAAAAUUCAACAUGAGAGCCAACAAACAAGGUGCAAAAGGUUUCAAAUCACUGUGGGUAUGUUUCGACAUGAACAGCACAGAAAAGCAUCAGCUGUUCUUCAAAGAACACUCUAUAAGAAAUCAAGAAGCUGAAUAUCCCAAGAACCAAACUCUCUUUGUACUUAAUGUACCACCAUAUGCAACGACUGAUUGUCUGAAACAUACAUUUGCCAAAUGUUGUGGGAAUGUACGCUCUGUUACAUUUACAAACAUGAAAGGAUUUCGAAUGGCAUACGUUGUUUUUGAAAGGGAUUCCUUCUUAGAUGAGGCAAUGGAACUUUCAAAGGAUUGUGUGAUCACAUUGAACAAUGAUAAGAAUAUUUGUCUCACAGGAUUAGAGAAAUGGUCUAGAGAGUACAAUGAUUCUGUGUUCGAUGAACAAGCAACAAAAAUGGAGAUUGAGAAAUACUUGGCAUCAUAUGACAAGGAUAUAAACGAGCGUGUCACAAAAGAGAAAGCUGCAGAAGAGGAUGACGAUGGCUGGACAACUGUAACAGGUCGAAAAAAAAGAGGACAGUUUGCACCAACUAGGAAGGAAUCCACGAUUAGCAAAGUGUUGCAAAAAGAGGAGCAUCGCAAGAAAAAGAAACAGCUACUGAAUUUCUACACUUUUCAAAUUCGCGAAGCGAAGAAGCAAAAUUUGGCGGAAUUACGAAAAAAGUUCGAAAUGGAUAAAAAAAGGCUGCAAGAAUUGAAAUUAAAACGGACGUUUAAACCAUUUUAGGUAUAAUGUAUAUAUAUAUAUAUAUUUUUUUUUGUAUGUAUGUACAUGUGUGUGUAUAAUAAUAUAAGAAUUUCGAGCUGA